Tarenaya hassleriana is the source of this 2375-nucleotide messenger RNA. RefSeq names its product proteinaceous RNase P 1, chloroplastic/mitochondrial. Bases 452 to 2185 code for a protein of 577 amino acids. NCBI's taxonomy places the organism in Eukaryota, Viridiplantae, Streptophyta, Magnoliopsida, Brassicales, Cleomaceae. The transcript has 6 exons. Gene Ontology annotation, molecular function: protein binding; ribonuclease P activity. The record is from RefSeq and is a predicted model, not a curated record. Gene Ontology annotation, biological process: tRNA 5'-leader removal.
GAUUCCUCCUGGUUGCUUCCGACCCAAUCCCUGAAAUCUCCCAUUGAACAAUUUUGGUGAUUCUUCAUGGUUUUUUCUCCGAUAAAGCCGGAUACUUUCGUUUCGUGUGCUAAGGUUGUCUAAAGUUUGGUUCCUGAACUAAAAUUUGGUAGAUUUUUCUGGGAUUUUCACUGUGGAACUGGGAACUGAUCUGGGUCAAAUUAUAAUUGACGAUAGUUCCAAAAGUUUCGAUCUUUUGGUUUCUGUUGUGUCCUGGACAUUGGGUUCUUACUGGAGUUUCACUAAGAGGGUUAUUCAAUUGGUACUGAGACUUUGUUUGGAUAUUUGAUUAAGGCAAAACUAAGGAAUUGUCUCGAUUUAGGACCCUAUUUUCCUGUCUCUUGCAGAUGAGUUGGUCUGAAAGCUAGUUCUCGAAUCAGAGCUUUUGGGUGCAACGUGAGCAGAAGGAGUUAUGCUACGCGCAAGUUGUUUUGCUCCAUCCUCCAUCGCCCGAGCGAGUUCCUCAUUAUUUGUACUGUUUUUCAACACUCCAUAUGUUCUUUUCCGCCGCCAUAGUGUUUCUCCAUUUCGACGGUACAAUGCUCCUCUCGCUGUCAAAGGGUCCCGAGAGAAACAUCCUUCCCUUAUGGCACAGAACAGACAUCUAUCCACCAUGUCUCUCACUGCAAAAGAAUCGAAAGAGUUGCCUCCUAAUAACAUAUCCAAGAAAGUGAAUAAGAAAGCUCAGCGGGAUUCUCCUGAAACAAUGCUCAAACUGAAACUAGACAUGUGCUCCAAAAGAGGUGAUGUAGUGGAAGGACUUCGAUUGUAUGAUGAGGCGAGGAGCAACGGUGUGCAGCUUAACCAGUACCAUUAUAAUGUCGUUCUCUAUUUAUGCUCUUUAUCUACUGACCCAUCCGUCGAAGCAGCAAUGUCUCAGAGCCCAGGACUCCAGAGGGGUUUCGAUAUUUUCAGGCAGAUGAUUGCUGACAAAGUUGUUCCAAAUGAAGCCACGUUCACGAAUGCAGCUAGACUUGCUGUUGCAUUAGAUGACCCGGAAAUGGCUUUUGACAUGAUUAAGCAGAUGAAGGCUUUUGGUGUCCAACCGAAGUUGAGAUCUUAUGGACCAGCACUUUUCGGUUUCUGUAACAGGGGUCUUGCAGAUAAAGCUUAUGAAGUUGAUGCACAUAUGGUUGAAUCUGAGGUGAUUGCCGAGGAACCCGAGCUCUCUGCCCUUUUGAAAGUUAGUGUUUUCGCAAGGAAGGGGGACAAAGUUUACGAGCUGUUGCAGCGGUUGCGAGCCUCAGUCAGACAGGUCUCUGAACCGACCUUUGGAACUAUCGAAGAGUGGUUUAAGUCUGAAGAUGCAGCAAAGGCUGGAGUGAAGGAAUGGGAUGUGGGUCAAGUAAGGGACGGUGUGGUGAGGGGUGGUGGAGGAUGGCAUGGGCAGGGAUGGCUGGGGAUUGGCGGAUGGAAUGUCACGAGAGCAGAGAUGGAUGAGAACGGUGUCUGUAAAUCUUGCAAAGAGAAGCUUGUCUGUGUCGAUAUCGAUCCAAUGGAGACAGAGAACUUUGCCUCGUCUCUGUCCAAACUGGCCUGCAAGAAAGAAGUCAAGGCUCAUUUUAAUCAGUUUCAGGAAUGGCUGAAAAAGCAUGGACCAUUUGAUGCAGUGAUAGAUGGGGCGAACAUGGGCCUCGUCAACCAGCGCAGUUUCAGUUUUUUCCAGGUAAACAAUGUUGUCAAGAGAUGCCAAGAGAUGAGUCCAUCGAAGAGGCUACCACUUAUCAUAUUGCAUAGGAGCCGUGUAAACGGAGGUCCAGCAACCAACCCCCAAAACAAAGCCCUGCUUGACAAGUGGAGGAAAGCCGGUGCCCUUUAUGCCACUCCUCCUGGUUCAAAUGAUGAUUGGUACUGGUUGUAUGCUGCAGUGAGUUGCAAGUGCUUACUGGUGACGAAUGAUGAGAUGAGAGACCAUCUUUUCCAGUUGUUGGGUAAUAGUUUCUUCCCGAGGUGGAAGGAGAAGCACCAGGUUCGGAUGUCUGUGUCGAGAGAGGAUGGUCUUAGGCUGCAUAUGCCACCUCCAUACUCCAUUGUUAUACAGGAGUCGGAAGAUGGAAGAUGGCAUGUUCCAAUGAGUGUGGAGGAUGACCUUCAGACAUCGAGACAGUGGCUCUGCUCCACACGAGCCAUGAGCAGCCGCCUCUGAGAUUCUCUUCAUGGCCCGGACCUGUCCUGUCUGAUGCUCUCAGUUCAGUGGAAUAUAUUACGUUGUAGCAUCGAUUUUUUUCAGCAUAAAUGAGAUGAAAUUGUUGAAUCCAUGUAUUUAAACAUGGAUGAGGUUUUUACAUUAAGACAACGAUGUGGAAGCACAUACUUCUUGUAUUUUGCAUUAUUCA